This is a messenger RNA of Fonticula alba, 1144 nucleotides long. RefSeq lists its product as hypothetical. Gene Ontology annotation, cellular component: cytoplasm. Gene Ontology annotation, biological process: cellular response to oxidative stress. Lineage: Eukaryota; Rotosphaerida; Fonticulaceae. The transcript has 5 exons. The record is from RefSeq and is a predicted model, not a curated record. Gene Ontology annotation, molecular function: glutathione disulfide oxidoreductase activity. Bases 52 to 948 code for a protein of 298 amino acids.
CCGCCCCCGCCCCCGGCUCCCCCGCUCCCCCGUCCGCCCCGCCGCCUUGAUAUGCGCUUUCUGAACUGGCGGAUUCUGGCGCCGGUGGCCGUGGCCGGGACUAUUUCAGUGGCUGUCCUGUGCGCCGGGCGUUUUGGCAGCGUCCCAGCAACCACCCAGCCCGCUGUUUUCUCCCCCACCCCCACUACACCUUCGUCCUUUGCAACCAUGGCCUCCGCCGCUGCCCGCUCGCUCAUCUCCCGCCAGGUGAACCUCUGGCCGCACUCGGCCCCGAUUGUGGUCGUCAGCAAGACCUACUGCCCCUACUGCGUCGCCGCCAUCAAGCUGCUGAACGAUCUUGGCAAGAAGGCCAACACCAAGCCCGUCAUCCACCAGAUUGACCUUGAUGGCCACAGCUCCAUCAUCCAGGACACCAUGGCCUCGGACCUGACCAACGGCCACCGCACUGUGCCCAUGGUCUUCAUCGGCACCAAGUUUGUCGGCGGCAACUCCGACAUCCAGGACCUGCACAAGAAGGGCAAGCUCCUGCCGCUGAUCGAGGCCGCGGUCGCUGCUCAGCCCCCCGGGCGGUCGAGUGCCUUUCCGGCGGUCACCCCCGCCGCGCCCCCGGUCGAGGCCCUCGUCGAGAAGGUGAAGGACUGGCCGGCCGCCGGCGGCGUUGUCGCCGUGACUAAGUCCUUCUGCCCUUACUCGCUGAACGCCAAGGAGCUUCUCCGUGACAGCGGCGCUCGGCCGGUCAUUUACGAGAUCGACUUCGAGGAGGAGGAGGCCGGCCUGCAGGACGCCCUCGCUGCUUCGGUGACCAACGGCCACCGGACCGUGCCCAUGAUCUUCAUCGGCGGCAAGUUCAUCGGCGGCUACUCCGACCUGAGCAAGCUCAACGAGUCCGGCGAGCUCCGCAACAUGGUGGCCGCCGCCCAGCCCCCCUCGUCCUGCACCUCCCUGUAAAGGGCAAGAUGCCCCCUUCGAAUGUGCUGGCCCGGGCCUCGUUUCUUUUUGCCAGGCACAUGCCACGCGCAUGAGCCAUGGAAACCAAGCGGGGAGAUCACCCCAUCCCUCUCUCUCUCUCUCUCUGCCUCUCCGGAGCACGGAGAGGUGGGCAGGUGUCAUUCGUAUGACACUCCCCCCCCCCCCCCACACACAC